Gadus macrocephalus (Pacific cod) is the source of this 4673-nucleotide messenger RNA. RefSeq names its product RUN and FYVE domain containing 2 (gene rufy2). The transcript is spliced from 19 exons. Bases 438 to 2543 code for a protein of 701 amino acids. The record is from RefSeq and is a predicted model, not a curated record. Gene Ontology annotation, cellular component: cytoplasm. NCBI's taxonomy places the organism in Eukaryota, Metazoa, Chordata, Actinopteri, Gadiformes, Gadidae. Gene Ontology annotation, molecular function: metal ion binding.
GCUGUAGUGCUCUGUUCUCAGCCACACAACCAUUACGUAGUGUUUUUGUGUGUCUCGUGAGCUUUGGCCACGGCCCUCCAAUGGGUGCAGCGGAACACUCGGCGUUCACUAUCCGCUAGCAAUAUCCUAGUAAACACUACUGUACAGCCCUGACAUGAAUGGCAAGUGCUCUUUGGACUACCAGCUAUUAUGGACGUGUCGCUAGCAUACAUCAUGUCAACCGGAUCAUAGUGUUUACAUUUCUUGUGCGUGCGGGGGUGGGAUCUAUGCACCAGAUCCUUCAUUGUUUUGACGAGAGACAUCCCGAGAUUCUUUUGAUCCUUACUGCUCGCCUGGUGAACGGUCCAUGGAUGUUAGCUUAUGUUGGUUAGCCCGCUCCAUCCACCUCGCAUCUUCCUACUGUGUCCAUUAGCGUUAUUCAUUGUGUAGGGUGAGCGAUGGCAUCGUCCGCAGAGCACGACUUGGCUUUCGCCGAGGCGGAUAACAACAAGGAAAAGGCAUUUGGGAUUUUGCGAUUGCAGGAUGAGAAAGCAAACCUCGCCGGAGAUAAUAAAGCUAGUGGCAGCGGUAGCACCGUACGGGCAGGGGGAGACGGCCGAUGGCAGGUUCCUAUAUUUGCCUUGGCCAGGAAAGCAUCCGAGACGUUUUCUGGGAGCAUACAUGUCCUGCCCAAGGUGUCAGACCACAGGACGUCCCUGCCCGAGGAGUGGACCCCCAAAGCCCUUCGCGACCCCAUGGCCAUGGAGCGGGCCAACCUGCUGAACAUGGCCAAGCUCAGCAUCAAGGGCCUCAUCGAGUCGGCGCUGAGCUUCGGGAGGACGCUGGACUCGGACUACCCGCCGCUGCAGCAGUUCUUCGUCGUCAUGGAGCACUGCCUCAAACACGGCCUCCGAGUGAAGAAGUCCUUCCUGGGUUUCAACAAGUCUCUGUGGGGUCCACUGGAGCUGGUGGAGAAGCUGUGUCCCGAGGCAGCUGAGAUCUCCGCCUCCGUACGGGACCUCCCCGGCCUCAAGACCCCAUUAGGCAGAGCGCGCGCCUGGCUGCGCCUGGCGCUCAUGCAGAAGAGACUAGCGGACUACUUAAGACUCCUGAUUACCAGGAAAGACCUGCUGAGUGACUUCUACGAGAGCUCCGCUGUGUUGUUGGAGGAGGAGGGAGCCGUCAUCGUGGGCCUGCUCGUGGGACUGAACGUCAUCGACGCCAACCUCUGUGUGAAGGGAGAGGAUCUGGAUUCCCAGGUCGGGGUGAUAGACUUCUCCAUGUACCUGAAGAAUGACAUUGACGACUACAGGAGCGAAGAGAGGAACAGUCAGAUAGCCUCCAUCUUGGAUCAGAAGAACUAUGUGGAGGAGUUGAACAGACAACUGAACUCCACAGUCAAUGGUCUUCAGGGCAGGGUGGACAAUCUGGAGAAGUCGAACACUAAGCUCAUAGAGGAGUUGGCGAUAGCCAAGAACAACAUCAUCAAACUCCAGGAGGAAAAUCAACAGCUAAGAAGUGAAAACAGCCUCAUUUUACUAAAAGCAAAACAACAUUUAGAGCUGACGCAGGGCGAUGUGACCGUGGAAAGGGACACAUACAAACAGUCCCGCCAGGGUCUGGACGAGAUGUACAACGAAGCCCAGAGACAACUGAAGGAGGAGUGCCAGCUCAGACAGGAUGUGGAGAACGAGCUGGUGGUGCAGGUGUCCAUGAAACAGGAAAUGGAACUGGCUAUGAAACUUCUUGAGAAGGACAUCCACGAGAAACAGGAUACUCUCAUCGGGUUGAGACACCAGCUGGAUGAGGUCAAGACUAUCAAUGUAGAGAUGUACCAAAAGAUGCAGACCUCCGAUGACGGGAUGCAGCAGAAGAACGACAUGAUUCAUAGACUGGAGGAGAAGACCAAUCAGAUCUCUGCCACCAUGAAGCAGCUGGAGCAAAGAUUACAGGAGGCAGAGAGACACCGGCUGUCGGCGGAGGAGGGAGCCCGGAGGUUCAAGACGGACUUCGCUAACAAGGCAGACAGCAUGCAGCGGCAGAUCCAACAGCGCGAACGACAACUCCAACAGCUGGAGACAGACUUAAAGAUCGAGAAGGAGUGGCGGCAGACAUUACAGAACGAUCUGGAGAGGGAGAGGGACAGCGUGUCACAGCUCAGCGCACAGGCCCUGCAGAUCGGCGGUCUGAAGCAGGAGUUUCAUCGUCUCCAUGAUGAGAACGUUCAGCUGAAGAGCAUCUGUGAAGACCAGGAACAAGCUCUGGAGGAGCUGGGCUCUAAACUGAGCGAGUCCAAGCUGAAGAUUGAAGACAUCAAAGACGCCAACAAAGCCCUUCAGGGGGGACAGGUGUGGCUGAAGGACAAGGAUGCAAGCCACUGUAAGCUGUGUGAGAAAGAAUUCUCCAUCUCCAGAAGGAAGCAUCACUGUAGAAACUGCGGGGAGAUAUUCUGCAACAGCUGCUCGGACAACGAGCUUCCACUACCCGCCUCCCCUAAACCAGUCAGAGUCUGCGACACCUGCCACGCCCUCCUCCUGCAGCGCUGCUCCUCCAAUCCUACGUGAAGAUGGGACAUCUCUUGACACUCCUCCAAUCGUAUUGAGCAUCAGGUGCCUAAGAACCCGCCCUCCAGUGUGUAUCUUCCAAUCAGAUGUCAGGUGGUCCACAUCCCUGUAAUCUCAGUCUACUGUAUGUGCUGCUAGAAAUCAACGAAGCAUGGGGUUGAACCCUGUCGAUCUAAUUCUUCUACAAAAUAUAUAAUAAGUUAUAACAAAUGCAGUCACAUCUGCGUCAUGUAUUGCUUCAUUGUUUGCAGCGUCUGUUUUCUUUAUUUUUACAAGGGCCACAUUUUUUCACUUUCAGUCACUCAGGCAAAGGCAACAAAGGAUUGUGCAUCGUAGACCGAGAGAACCAAAUAACAAUCAAUUCAAGUUGAGAUAUGUUUGAAUUCAAUUCAGCUCUAUAGAAGUCAUGAUACUUAUUACUAUACGUUAUUAGAAGGCUUAUUUUCUACUGGUUUAAUCAUUGAACUCAACCAUGACGAUGGAUAAAAGUAUUGGAUGUCUACGACUGCCUAUGUCUGUUUGGUUUAUGACAAAAACACUUUCAAAUCCUGACUUUCUGCUGUCAGCAUCUAGGUUGCUGUGUAACUUGCUCAAACCUAUGAUGUGAGCCAUUGCUAACUCGACAUUAUCUCCUCAAUACAGCUGCUGGCCCCUUUUCAAAGGGAUGACUGAUUCUACAUCAGAUGUUUAUCUUGAGUAACUACCUCCAAAGUAGUUUGCAUAGUACUGUAAAUGUGCCAGAGUACAUAUGUACACAAAUAAUCAGUAUAUAUUAGAACUGAUAUAGUAAAGGAUGGCAAGGUAGCACAUGGACUAGUGCCUGGGCUCAGUCACCAAUGAGAUGUCGGCUGGGAUCGCCCCAGCACCAAACAGGAGUAAGAAGCUAUACAUGGAUGGAUGAUGGAGUAUAGACUGCCUGGUUAUACAAACCUCUAUAUGAUAUGAUUAGCGUCAACUUCCCUGAGCACUGAAUAUCUGAAAAGACUGAUUUGCCUGCCCUUGUUUUCAAGUGGCAGGAAUGAGUACUGAGUAAUGAGAUGUAAACUUGAAAAACAUUUGUGUUGACUAAAAGGAGCUUUAAUCAGCAAUAGAAAUAUAUAGAGAACCUCUUACAGAAGACUCGACUAUAGAGAGAACCCCCACACUCGCGUCCCAGGAAUACAAUCCUGUUUCAGCUGCGACUACAGUCCCCCGCCACCAUCAAGGUGAUGGUUUGUGAGUGGAGGCCACUGCCGAGGAGAUGAGCUGCUUGUGGGACAUCUUCUUGGUGAGGAACAGUACAUUGAUUCUCAUAGGGGUUGCUACACCAUGUGUGUGUGUGUGUGUUGAGACUCCUCCAUGACUGUUGUUGGUAUUCUCUGGUCAGUCUUCAGUUCAUUUCAACCCAAACUAGUCAAUAUUUUGAAAAGUAAAUGCCAAAAUUAGCCCAGUGAUUCAUCAUUGUUUGUUGUGUAAAUGUCAAACAUUUCCUUACUUUUCACUUGCGUUUGUUCGGUUUCUUACGCAUUCUGACACUAAAUAUUUACUUGAUCCUUGCCAAACAACUUCAUUGACUUCAUGAAUGGAUUAUUGCCUUCAAGCCAACUUGGUAUUUAUUAUUACAGCUAUUCAAUAAGGAAAUAGGUCAAAUAGCCAGUGUUUUUAGAAUAAAUUAGCUUAUUUGUUUAAUGAAAGAAUGAUUAUACAAAUUUGAGUGUAUGGUUGAUUUUUGUAAAUUCUAAUAUAAAUCAUAUCAUUUUAGUUUAAAUACUGACCGACCUUUACCACUUUGUCCUUACUGUAUGAAUAAUCAUUUGAUUAAUAAUUUGCUGGCACAAACGUAUUUCUUACAUUUUAAGAAAUGGUUUGGAUCUACAAAUGUAACUCUGCACAUAAUUGAGUAAUUCAAUUGUUUAAAAUCUGUUCCCGUGAUAAUUUAAUUGGAUUAGAAGCAGAUCCAGAAUAGCAUAUUUGCAAUGCCCCAUAUAUCAAUGAGACAUGCAUUUCUGAUUUAAAUGUAUGUUGUGUAUAUACAUUUUCUUUAUCAAUAUUGUUUACAUAAUGUAUGUGUUAAGAUAUUUAAGAUGGAUUCACUGUCUAUAACCAUGUUGCCUUGGUACAAGCAGUUUUUGAUAAAUUUUACAAACUUGA